Molecule: messenger RNA, 465 nt
Organism: Letharia columbiana
Lineage: Eukaryota; Fungi; Ascomycota; Lecanoromycetes; Lecanorales; Parmeliaceae
Exons: 2
Coding region: 1-465 (154 amino acids)
Source: RefSeq, a predicted model, not a curated record
AUGGGCUCUCGAGACUCUCAAGACCUCCUCCACCCCACCUCCUCCGCCUCAAGACACCCGCCACCUCAGUACGUCACCUCGAUAACUAGACAUCUCAACUCCAAUAAGACACACGGUACACACUGCGAAGAAAUCAAAACAAAGUCAGUGCACACCAAUGCAUCCUUACCCCUCACAUCUCCCAAGAAUGCACUCACUACUGACCCCUACCAUCCAUAUCCAGCAGCCAUGGAAGAAGACGACCAAUACAAUCCCAAGCUCACUUACCUUGGCGAUUACGCGCAAUUACCUAUUGACGCUCCUGUCGGGCAUCCUCAUCGCGUCGAUCCGGAUAGCAUAAAGGAAGACUUCACCAACGAAGAUCUCACUACCGCUGAUCUUGUGUUCACUAUCCUCUUCAAAUUCAUGCCAGAAGCUUUGACCGCCUUCCUCGAUCUGGAUCGCCCCAACGUCCAUUACAUUUAG